UACUUAUUUUUAGUAGUUUUCAAUAUACAUUGGGCUCGAAAUGGCUGAUGUGCGUGAUAUUCUUGAACUGGAACGUCCAGUAACGCCAGAGUUAACCAAGGAAGCGUUGUUAAACUCCAAGAAGCGAACUGUGGAAAGGAAAAUCGUUUCCAAACGGCCGGAAGGCAUGCACCGCGAGGUGUUCGCCCUGCUCUACAACGACAACAAGGAUGCACCACCACUUCUUCCUACGGAUACCGUGUCCGGGUACAAAAAGACAAAGGCCCGGUUGGGCAUGAAAAAAGUUCGGCACUGGGAGUGGGCUCCGUUUUUCAAUCCAGCACGUACCGAUGGAGCCGUCUUUCAUCAUUGGAAGCGUACGUCGGACGAACAGCGAGAGUAUCCAUUCGCGAAGUUGAACAAACAGCUCGACAUUCCUACGUACACGCUGAACGAGUACAAUGCGCAUCUGAAAACGACCAAAUGGACCAAGCAGCAGACGGAUCAUUUGUUCGAUCUGGCCAAACGAUUCGACGUUCGGUUUAUCGUAAUGUGUGACCGUUGGGAACGAGCAAACUAUGGCAUUAAAUCGGUAGAAGAUCUGAAGGAGCGCUACUACGAGGUAGUGGGCAUACUGAACAAGGUGCGCAACAGCAACGGUCCGGGAGUGUCGGAGAAGAAAGUGUACGUCUUCGAUGCGGAGCACGAGCGACGCCGAAAGGAGCAGCUGAAGAAAUUGUUCGACCGCACACCGAAGCAGGUCGAGGAGGAACAGCAGUUACUGAACGAGCUGAAAAAGAUCGAAGCACGCAAGAAGGAACGAGAGCGCAAGACGCAAGAUCUGCAGAAACUUAUCUCACAGGCUGACCAGCAGCAGACUGAGCAUCAUCAGAAGGAGCAACAGCAACAUCACCAUCCAAACCAACCGCACGGCCAUCAGAACACAUCGCACAAAAAGCAGGACAAGAAGCUCAACAAGAAAAAGAUUCAACAGCAGCCACGCACCUCCAAGGUGGACUCGGUGGUCAGUGCGGUGGAGAGUGCUGGUAUUAAGUUUACCGACCUUCGCGGUACGGGUGUAUCGCUGAGGUCACAGAAGAUGAAGCUACCCGCGAAUGUUGGCCAGAAGAAAGCGAAAGCGCUCGAGCAAGCACUGCAGGAGUUUAAGGUCGAUCCGAAUCCACCGCCAAUCGAGGAGAUUUGUGUAGCGUUUAAUGAGCUGCGAUCGGAUAUGGUGCUGCUUUGCGAACUGCGUACCGCGCUGGCCACGUGCAACUUCGAGCUGGAGAGCUUGAAGCAUCAGUAUGAGGCACUUUGCCCGGGAAAGACGCUAAAUAUUCCGGCCGCGCUUAUAAACCCACCGGCGGACGAUUCGAUGGGAGGAAUGGACGGUGCGGAUGGUGGCGCAAUGAUGUAA
Molecule: messenger RNA, 1396 nt
Organism: Anopheles maculipalpis
Lineage: Eukaryota; Metazoa; Arthropoda; Insecta; Diptera; Culicidae
Gene: DMAP1
Product: DNA methyltransferase 1-associated protein 1
Exons: 2
Coding region: 41-1396 (451 amino acids)
Biological process (GO): negative regulation of transcription by RNA polymerase II; chromatin remodeling; DNA repair
Cellular component (GO): nucleus; NuA4 histone acetyltransferase complex; Swr1 complex
Molecular function (GO): transcription corepressor activity
Source: RefSeq, a predicted model, not a curated record